Molecule: messenger RNA, 1659 nt
Organism: Talaromyces stipitatus ATCC 10500
Lineage: Eukaryota; Fungi; Ascomycota; Eurotiomycetes; Eurotiales; Trichocomaceae
Exons: 2
Coding region: 55-1578 (507 amino acids)
Source: RefSeq, a predicted model, not a curated record
AUCGUCUAACUCUAUGCUCAUGACGGUCAUUGAAUAUUCUUUCAUCAAAGAAGAAUGUCCCUCCCAGGGAUAUUGCGACUCCCAACCGAGAUUCUGGUCUCUAUUUUUGAGUUCCAAGACUUGCAGGCUAAGUGGAAGGAUGGCGGCUCGAUUCCAAACAUUCGCCUUACAUGUCGACGCUUCUGUGCCUUGAGCUCACAUCUCCUAAUCCGCAGUGUCUACGUGGAUAUCACAAAAACAGAGACGGUAGAUCGCUUACAGAGCAUAGCUGCUGACGCGGGUCUUUCUAAAGGGGUACGAGAAGUCUAUUUGCGCGUUCAUUUCUAUCAUCCCUGGGUGGCAGCCAGCUUUGAGAAUUUUGCUGCUAUUUGGGAAUUUGGGCGGAUCGCAUGGGGUUUCAUCCGCCGCCUCGACCAGACAGUAGCAGAUGAUGCUAGUCAUCAUGGAUUAGAAGAACAAUCGGCAGACAGCGAUGUUGAUGCGCUGAGUCCGGAUCGAAUUCGUCCCAAUCUAGUCUUGCAGCGGGCUUAUAAGUUAUAUAAGGCUGGAUACGAGUCCCAGGAUCGUAUAAUGCGGAAUGGAGGUUUUAAAUCGGUUCUCUCCAAGACUUUAUCGGAGUUCAAAGAUCUCAGGACUGUCACUAUUUACGAUCGUGAACUUGGGAACAAUUACGGUCCAGAAAGACUUAUUCGUGUACCCCAAGAAGACCAUGCGGGCCAAGAAACUGCUCUUGUAUCUGUAUUUACACGUCCAGUGGUGUGGGAGGAUGCCCAAUGGAUACAACCAACCGAAGAGAUAUGGCAAGGCGUGCCAGUCGAGUUACUGGUUGAAAUACCGAUAGCUAUUGGUAAGGCAAAAGGUAUCGUGGUCGACCAUCUGGCCAUUGAAGUCACGGCUGCACCAGACUACACUCGAUUGCCAACAAAUGCAGAAACCCUCAGCUCGUUGUCAGCUGCCAUGGAAUCUAUGGAUAUAUUUCAAUUAGGUUUCCAGCCAUGCUGUAAUGGUGCAUGGGGCCCUUGGACUGUGGACGUCGAUGAUGAUGCUGUAGAAGGAAGGAGAGCGGAAUCGCAUGCAAAGUUCGCGGCAGAGCUACAAGCUCUCGAUAAGUAUCUUGGUGCCAUGCUAGAUUGCAAAAGCAUUGAAUACGCAAACAUCAGUCUAGGAGAGUUUUGGAUCGGUGCUGGUGUCGAUUCGAUUCGUCAUGCACCGACUUCUCUCGGAACUAGCUGGUUUCACAAACCAGCAAGAAUCAGAUGCCUUCGCUUAUUUCAAGUGCCUCUCACUACGCGAGAUCUGGAGAGAUUCGUUACUAAUGCAAUGGUUGAUGAUGAAUAUGAAGCCGAAAUCCAUCUUCAUGAAGUCUAUCUUUGCAAUGGUACUUGGAAGCAGUUCCUAGACACGCUGCGUACAGCAAGAAGAGAUAAUAUAAAGAUCGGUUUCUCGUCUCUACUUGGUGGUGGGUUGGAUGAAAUGGAUCAGGAAGUCUAUUCAUUAGUUUGGGGUCGGUUCGAUGGUGAUGAAUCUAUGGUCCAGCAGUAUAUUAGAGGAAGAAUUGAGCGGAACCCUUUAGAUUAGAUAUAUUGAUCUUAUUCAUCACGCGAGCAGAUCUACCCAGAUAUGUACAUGUAAUUUUAUACCUAUCUCAUGAUGUCCACA